GUAAAACAGCAAGAAGAAGAAUAACUGAAAGUUUGAGUGCACAUUUCGAUGUUCAUCAUGAGAGAGCAGGUGGAUGUGAUCUGCUGUAAAUCAGUAGGAACUGAUCUGUCCAUGCUGGAUAUUGAUGAUUUCAUCACAGAAAUCUCUCAGCUGAAGAAAGAGGUGACGUCACUGAAGACAAAACUGAUGGAGAGAGAUCUCGUUUCACGCUGUACCUGUUUAGAGCGAGUUAAAGUUGAGAUUGAGCUGGAAAAGGUUUCCUGUCAAUCUUCAGUGUGUGUGACUGAUGGGACCUCCACAGAAUGUCAGGAUUCAGUGUGGAGCGACAGAGAUCAGUCCACACCACAGAGGCUGCUGGACAAACUCUCUGAACAGAGAUCCAGAGACACACAGGACUCACAGCUCACUUUACUCUGUUCUACUGAUGCUCAGAAGUGUGUGUGUGACAGUAAUCAGGGUGAUCAAACCUCCACAGAGUCUCUGACUUCUGUCUGUAACGCUGGAGAACAGCAGAUGCUGCAGACACCAGUGAAGAUUGAAGUGAAGCAGGAGGAGAUAAAAGAAGAAAACACAGUGGAGGAACAACAGAGAGAUGAAGAUAUUCAUGAUUUUAUUCCUUCAAAGCUGAAUGAAGUGGAGGAGAAACUUCAGGAUCAGAAACAUCAUGAAUUCACAACUGGAGAAAAAUCUCUGAGUGGCUCAAAAACUAACAAGAAUUUCUCACCAGAAAAGCCUCAAAGAAGAGCAGCCAAAAAUACUUUCACCUGCUCUCAGUGUGGAAAGAGUUUCACAUAUAAAUGCAAGCUUAAUACACACAUGAGAAUUCAUACUGGAGAGAAGCCUUACACGUGUCAUCAGUGUGGAAAGAGUUUUGCAAGUGUAUACUAUUUCAAGGAUCAUCUCCGCUAUCACUCUGGAGUAAGACCAUUUGAAUGUGAUCAGUGUGGCAAAACAUUUGUUUUGGAUUCAGCCCUAAAAAAACAUAUGAAAACUCACACAAAUGAGAAGCCUUACAAGUGUUGUUUCUGCGGAAAGAGUUUUGCACACCUGAACUAUUUUAAAGAGCACCAGAAGACUCAUUCUGGUGUGGGGGCUCAUAUGUGCUUUGAAUGUGGUAAGGCCUUUACUACAGCUGGCAACUUGAAACAGCACCAAAGAAUUCAUACUGGAGAAAAACCUUACAAGUGCUCACACUGUGAAAAGAGUUUCACUCAGUCAGAACACCUGAAAAAACACGAGAGAAUUCAUACUGGAGAAAAACCUUACAAGUGUUCACACUGUGGAAAGAGUUUCACUCAGUCAUACAGCUUGAAAACACACGAGAGAAUUCAUACUAGAGAAAAACCUUUCAAGUGUUCACACUGUGGAAAGAGUUUCAGUGGAUCACAGAACCUAAAACAACAUGAGAGAAUUCAUACUGGAGAAAAACCUUACAAGUGCUCACACUGUGGAAAGAGUUUCACUCAGUCAGACAACUUGAAAAUACAUGAGAGAAUCCAUACUGGAGAGGAACCAUAUCACUGCUUGUCAUGUGGGAAAUGUUUCAGAGCAGCAAGUAAUCUACAUAGACAUGUAAAAAAGUAUUGCCCAGGUAGUCACAGUGAGCAUAAAUCACCUUCAGGUCCAACAAGAUCUUGUAAAUAGUUGGAAAUUCAGAUUAACUAAAAGACAUUUAUAGCACAUGUACAGUACAAUACCCAGAUGUCUAUUUGAUUUGGUUGUUUAGAUCUGGAAGACAUAUUUUUUAGGUUGUUUGUUUGUCUGCAAUACGUCUGUAAGGUGUUUCUUCUCCUAUUUAGGAUGCAUCUUCUGUGACCAUUUGUGGAAAAACAAAGGACAUAUAAGGAACGUCUUUGUAUUAAUUUAGGAAACUUAUUUGUGCGUGUGUAUACUGUAUAGUACUGUGCAAAUGUUUUAGAUAUGUAAGAAAAAUGUUGUAGAGUAAACAAGGAAGUCCACCUUGAUCGUGCUGACCUAGACGACUGGAUAGUUCGCCUAUGCCUAGAAACGGCCUUGUAUGAAAGCUUCAAAAGGUUCAGUGGCCAUUCUUGAUAUUACACUUUCAUUAUUAACAGUUUGCACAGUGCUAGCAGACAUUUCAGAUGAUUAAAUCUAUUAAAUAAUCACAGAUGCAAAAAUAUUUGCAAAACUACUAAAACUCCAAUGUAAGUAAUGUUACUUAACCAAUCUGAUCAAAACUCCAUUGCCACCUGCGCUAUACUGUAUGCUAAAAACACAAGUUUUAUUUAUAUAGCAUCUUUCCAAAGCUCAUGAACCUUUACAAACAUUAUUUCCAUAUUUUUUUUAAAGUUGUUUUUGUUGUUAUGAUGUAAUAAGUGUCUUACCUCAGAACAAACUCUUCCCAGACUAGCUAAAUAGGAUAUUUAUUGACAAAUCAUAAUAUAAGUAUUAUAUGAAAACAGUACAGCUCUGGAAAACAUUAAGAGACCACUUCAAAUGUUUCUGAAAUCAGCAUCUCUACAUGUAUGGCAGCCAUUCCAUUCCAGUGUCUUGAAUUCCUGCUUGAAUUUUUGCACCAUGAGUGUCAUAAAAUCACCCAACAGCAAUGUGAAAAACUGGUGGAAUGCUGAAAAAUGUGAAAUGAAAGCUGUGGUUGAAAUCUGGGUUAUUCCACCCAGUAUUGAUUUCUAAACUCUUCCUAAGUUAAAACAUUAGUAUUGUGUUGUUUAUAAAUGAAUAUGAACUUAAGAUUUAAAUAAAACUGUUUGCUUUGAGCAGUGUUGUAUUGGCAUAGGUAAUGCAAGCAGUCGCACAGGGCGGCAGCAUUCUCUCGGGCUGGAUAGUGUCUGAUGUCACUAUAUAAUUUUUUUAUUUAUUUUGUUUUGUAAUGUAACUGCAUAACUGUACAAUGACAAGGCCAAAAUUAUCUAAGCAAUAGCAACCAGGGGUACGCAGCAGUGUAAUGCUGGCAGGCCCGAUUCCAGAACCAAACCACUGAGGGUGCUUCUGAAAUUAGUGAGGGUGCUCACUAAUAUAUAAUAAAUAUAUAGACAAUGGCUCCUAAUCACUGGCAGUCUUAGCUAUGUUUAACCCAUUUCAAUUGAAAUGGGCCCCGCCCUCCAAAGGGACCCCAACUGACAUGCCAGAACUGAAUAAUUCACCCACUUAAAAAAAUUAUACACUAUAUAUAUAUACAGUGCAUCCGGAAAGUAUUCACAGUGCUUCACUUUUUCCACAUUUUGUUAUUUUACAGCCUUAUUACAAAAUGGAUUAAAUUCAUUAUUUUCCUCAAAAUUCUACAAACAAUACCCCAUAAUACCCCAAGUGAUGAAAAAAUCACAUGUACAUAAGUAUUCACAGCCUUUGCUCAAUACUUUGUUGAAGCACCUUUGGCACCAAUUACAGCCUCAAGUCUUUUUGAGUAUGAUACUACAAGCUUGGCACACCUAUUUUUGGGCAGUUUCUCCCAUUCUUCUUCGCAGGACCUCUCAAGCUCCAUCAGGUUGGAUGGGGAGCGUCGGUGCACAGCCAUUUUUAGAUCUCUCCAGAGAUGUUCAAUCGGGUUCAAGUCUGGGCUCUGGCUGGGCCACUCAAGGACAUUCACAGAGUUGUCCCGUAGCCACUCCUUUGUUAUCUUGGCUGUGUGCUUAGGGUCGUUGUCCUGUUGGAAGAUUAACCUUCGCCCCAGUCUGAGGUCCAGAGCGCUCUGGAGCAGGUUUUCAUCAAGGAUGUCUCUGUACAUUGCUGCAUUCAUCUUUCCCUAGAUCCUGACUAGUCUGCCAGUUCCUGCUGCUGAAAAACAUCCCCACAGCAUGAUGUUGCCACCACCAUGCUUCACUGUAGGGAUGGUAUUGGCCAGGUGAUGAGCGGUGCCUGGUUUCCUCCAGACAUGACGCUUGCCAUUCAGGCCAAAGAGUUCAAUCUUUGUUUCUCAUGGUCUGAGAGUCCUUCAGGUGCCUUUUGGCAAACUCCAGGCGGGCUGUCAUGUGCCUUUUACGGAGUAGUGGCUUCCGUCUGGCCACUCUACCAUACAGGCCUGAUUGGUGGAGUGCUGCAGAGAUGGUUGUUCUUCUGGAAGGUUCAACUCUCUCCACAGAGAAAUGCUGGAGCUCUGUCAGAGUGACCAUCGGGUUCUUGGUCACCUCCCUGACUAAGGCCCUUCUCCCGCGAUCGCUCAGUUUGGCCGGGCGGCCAGCUAUAGGAAGAGUCCUGGUGGUUCCAAACUUCUUCCAUUUAUGGAUGAUGGAGGCCACUGUGCUCAUUGGGACCUUCAAUGCUGCAGAAAUUUUUCUGUACCCUUCCCCAGAUCUGUGCCUCGAUACAAUCCUGUCUCGGAGGUCUACAGACAAUUCCUUGGACUUCAUGGCUUGGUUUGUGCUCUGACAUGCACUGUUAACUGUGGGACCUUAUAUAGACAGGUGUGUGCCUUUCCAAAUCAUGUCCAAUCAAUUGAAUUUACCACAGGUGGACUCCAAUUAAGUUGUAGAAACAUCUCAAGGAUGAUCAGUGGAAACAGGAUACACCUGAGCUCAAUUUUGAGUGUCAUGGCAAAGGCUGUGAAUACUUAUGUACAUGUGAUUUUUUUAUUUUUUUUAUUUUUAAUAAAUUUGCAAAGAUUUCAAACAAACUUCUUUCCUGUUGUCAUUAUGGGGUAUUGUUUGUAGAAUUUUGAGGAAAAUAAUGAAUUUAAUCCAUUUUGGAAUAAGGCUGUAACAUAAAAUGUGGAAAAAUUGAAGCGCUGUGAAUACUUUCCGGAUGCACUGUAUAGAGAGAGAGCUAUAUUUGUGGCUGUGGCAGCUGACUGGAUUUCCACAAUCAUAAUUUCUCUCUCCGGCUUGGCUUGCUACCCCUCUGACUCUCCCUCUUCUUUUUGCUCUCCGAGCCUGUAGUGAGCUGUCCAUGGUGCUGAAAGAGCAUGAAGAGCAAUUCAUUGCCAACUACCAUUAGUUUCAGACACUUUUAAUUCCCAAACAAAAUAUGUUAUUGCUGUUGUUGUUAAUUUAUUAUGAGAGAAUUGUUUAAGCUGUUAUGUCAGCUAAUACAUAACACAUAGUGCUAUUCAGUGCUGAAUAGUAGUUGCCGAAGGGCGAGGCUUCUCCUUAUCCCAAAGCAAAAAUAAUGGCAUUGUUUCAGUUUUUAAUUAAUGGAAUUGUUUGGAUUAUUUCUAUGCUGAGCUGUUGAUGCUAAAU
This is a messenger RNA of Myxocyprinus asiaticus (Chinese sucker), 5150 nucleotides long. Its product is annotated as zinc finger protein OZF-like. The record is from RefSeq and is a predicted model, not a curated record. Gene Ontology annotation, biological process: regulation of transcription by RNA polymerase II. The transcript has 4 exons. Gene Ontology annotation, molecular function: RNA polymerase II cis-regulatory region sequence-specific DNA binding; DNA-binding transcription factor activity, RNA polymerase II-specific. The coding region runs from base 49 to 1644 and encodes 531 amino acids. Lineage: Eukaryota; Metazoa; Chordata; Actinopteri; Cypriniformes; Catostomidae.